Bufo bufo (common toad) is the source of this 1542-nucleotide messenger RNA. It is a transcript of the gene APOF, whose product is annotated as apolipoprotein F. The transcript is spliced from 2 exons. Lineage: Eukaryota; Metazoa; Chordata; Amphibia; Anura; Bufonidae. The record is from RefSeq and is a predicted model, not a curated record. Gene Ontology annotation, biological process: cholesterol metabolic process. The coding region runs from base 93 to 1130 and encodes 345 amino acids.
CCAUUACCAGCAGGUAUCAUAAAGCUGCAGACUGGCACACAGGAUCCUCUCCCACCCAAAAAGGCUGAACAGCUGCCAGCUUCAAGUACCACAUGAAUCUCUUGUUGCGUUGUGUGAUUUUUCUCCUGUUACAUCCAUAUCUGUACAGCAAACCUUAUAUCAUAGAUGGCUUGGUACAAAAUGGUAUUGGGACUGCUGAGACUGUGGAAAGACCUCUCCAGGCCGUCACUGCAAAAGACUUCUCCUGGGCAAAAGAAAACCAGACAUGCAGUCAACUCUUGGAGGAUUGCAAAGAGUUUCUUGGCCUUCUCCUGCCUUCUUCAUCUUGGCUGCUAGAACCUGCUCUGGCACUGGGCUUUUUGCAGGUUGGAUGUUUAACUGAACAGGAUCGUUUCUUUUUGGAUUUAAUUAAAGAUGACGAUGCCAGGAGAUUGUUUAAUAUAAUGGCUGAGCAAUUCAAUACCCCUAUUCACCAAACCACUGCCCCUCAUAUUAGCCAACAACAUCUUCACAGGUUUGACUUGCUGAGAUUCAAUUUAGAGUCUAUUUAUCCGAAUGCUCUGGAUCCAUCACACCACAAGCAUUGCUCUGGUAUCCAACAAGAGGAGCAGAACGUUCUUCUGAAGGGUUUUAUUCUUGGGUUCCAUUCGUCCCUACAUCAUGCACAGGCCCACUGUCGUAGGUUAGGUCCAGUUUGUGCUGGUGUUUCUUCUGAUACCUUGGCGCAAUAUAAAAGUGUGGCAAGGAACGGCGGGUAUAUCGUACCCCAUGCUGGAUCAAAGUUAUGGCUGCAUCGCUGUAUUGGUGAACACCUGAGGAGACGUUCUACUGAUCCUGAGUGCCAGAGUGAAAAGGAAUUGCACAUUUAUAAAGUCAUGCAAUGGAUUCCAGUGGUCAGUGGCUAUUACAGUGCUGGAAGUGCUAUUUAUUAUGCCUCACAAGGAUGCUCUGUUCUUGCAGAGGACAGGGCCAUUGAAGCCUCCGUUGAUCUAGGCUAUGAUUCUUUAUUUGUUGCCACUGGGGGAGUUUCUGGGGCAAUAAGUGCAGGUGUAGGUAUGGGUGUGAAGCCUGCAUUAAAAGAUGGUGUGAAAUCAGCUAUAAACUACUUUAAAGCACAAUUGUCACGUUGAACGUGCUGCCUCGUCUCAGUGAUUGACAGCCGUCCAUCAAUGAGUGGGAAUACAGAGAUAGCGAGAAGUCACUGAGUAGAUCAAACCACUGGACUCCUUAGCUUAGAACAGGGAUGCCCAACCUGCGGCCCUCCAGCUGUUGCAAAACUAAAACUUCCAUUAUGCCUGGACAGCCUACAGCUAACAGGGCAUGCUGGGAGUUGUAGUUUUGCAACAGCUGGAGGGCCGCAGGUUGGGCAUCCCUGGCGCAGAAUAAUUAGAGCUUGUUCACAUCUGCAUUGACUUGUGUUAUUUUGUUCUGUCAGAGGAACGGAUAAACAAAAAAGAAAGUGUCCUGUUUAAUCCCCAUAUGUUAAAAUGAGUUUUUAGAGCAUCAGUUAGGCUGCUUUCACAUAUGCCGCUUAGCAUAGUU